Molecule: messenger RNA, 4998 nt
Organism: Misgurnus anguillicaudatus (oriental weatherfish)
Lineage: Eukaryota; Metazoa; Chordata; Actinopteri; Cypriniformes; Cobitidae
Gene: acvr2bb
Product: activin A receptor type 2Bb
Biological process (GO): activin receptor signaling pathway; cellular response to growth factor stimulus; protein phosphorylation
Cellular component (GO): activin receptor complex; plasma membrane
Molecular function (GO): activin receptor activity; activin binding; ATP binding
Source: RefSeq, a predicted model, not a curated record
CAGUGGCCCUAAUGAACAUCCGGGUUUCCCCGCUGGCACGGCUGUUGUUCGGCUCUCAGGAGCCAUUUUGGAAGCUGUUCAGCUUUUCGCAUGUCUGUCCCUUUACUGCCCCUCACCAACUGCCCCAGCAGCAGUAGCAGUAGCACGCGGAGGGGGAAAAUCACAGUGGAGCGUUUUGUUUCUACCCCAGGCGUUCACCAAACUCAAGCUUCUACCAAAAGCCCGUCAAUGCUACCGGGCCAGAAUGAAAUGUUGGAUGUUUGUGGCAUCAGGAACUUUAAUUCAGUGGAUCGCGCUUGUGGUGGAGACAUUGCGUUUUAAUUUUGAACGGGAGGUUUUGUUAUUGUAGCGGCGAGGGAUUGCGCGCAGGCCUCUUCGCGUUCACGCGUUUGCGCGCACGUUUCUUUUCGUUUUUAAAUGCUUUCACAGCCUAAAUGACAAUAUUUAUCUCCAGGAUCCUUAAGGAAGGAAUAUGUUUGUUCCCUGGCUGAUUUUUACACUCAUCUGGGCAAGCUGGUGUACAGGAGCGAGUCAGGGCGAGGUGGCGACAAGAGAGUGCGUCUACUACAAUGAUAACUGGCGGACGGAGAAAACCAAUCAGAGCGGUUUUGAGAGAUGUGAGGGUGAGAAAGACAAGAGGCUUCACUGUUACGCCUCCUGGAUAAACUCUACUGGAACCAUCCGCCUGGUCAAGAAAGGCUGCUGGCUUGAUGAUUUCAACUGUUAUGACAGACAGGAGUGUGUGGCUACAGAGGAGAAUCCACAGGUCUUCUUCUGUUGCUGUGAGGGAAACUAUUGCAAUGAGAGAUUCACACACCUUCCUGAAGCCAUCAGCCCUGCAGUAAAGAUUCAGCCACCACAACCAGGUCCACCUCUGUUAGCUGUGCUGGUUUAUUCUCUUCUUCCUCUGGCCAUUCUCACUCUGACCCUGCUGCUCGCCUGCUGGACGUACCACCAACGAAAACCCCCUUAUAGACACGUCGACCUCAGCCAGGAUGCUGGUCUUCCUCCACCAUCUCCUCUGGUUGGACUGAAACCGUUGCAGUUACUGGAGAUGAAAGCCAGGGGGCGCUUCGGCUGCGUGUGGAAGGCCCAGUUACUGAGUGAAUAUGUGGCGGUGAAGAUAUUUCCUAUUCAGGACAAGCAGUCAUGGCAGAAUGAAAGAGACAUUUACCUCACAGAGGGUUUUAAACAUGAGAAUGUUCUUCACUUCAUCUCGGCAGAGAAACGCGGCACCAACCUGCAGAUGGAGUUGUGGUUGAUCACAGAAUUCCAUGAAAGGGGUUCGCUUACAGAUUAUCUGAAGGGGAACCCGGUGAGCUGGUCUCAGUUAUGUCACAUCGCAGCCACCAUGGCUCGGGGUCUGGCACACCUUCACGAAGAUCUUCCUUACAGAGCCGAGGGACCUAAACCAGCCAUUGCACACAGAGAUUUCAAGAGCAAGAACGUUCUGCUCAAGAUGGAUUUAACAGCUGUGAUCGCAGAUUUCGGCUUGGCUGUUCGAUUUGAGCCAGGAAAACUGCCCGGAGAUACACAUGGUCAGGUUGGAACACGGCGUUACAUGGCCCCAGAAGUGCUGGAAGGAGCCAUUAACUUCCAGAGAGAUGCUUUCCUGAGGAUCGACAUGUACGCUUUAGGACUGGUGAUCUGGGAGCUCAUGUCUCGCUGCACGGCCGCCGAUAGUCCUGUGGGGGAAUAUCAGCUGCCAUUUGAGGAAGAAGUCGGCCAGCACCCAUCACUCGAGGACCUUCAAGACGUAGUGGUGCAUAAGAAGAUGCGACCUGUCUUUAAAGACUGUUGGAUCAAACAUCCGGGUUUGGGCCAGUUAUGCGAGACCGUUGAAGAGUGUUGGGACCACGACGCCGAGGCUCGACUGUCUGCGGGUUGCGUAGAGGAGCGCAUCUCAACCAUCACCAGGGCAUGUAACACCAUCAACACUUCUACCUCAGAGUGCCUGGUCUCAAUGGUUACAUCUGACAGCGACACGGACCUUCCACCCAAAGAAUCCAGUACAUAAAUACUGACCUUUGAACCAGGAGCAAACAUCAGGGACUGCGAAUCGACAGACGUAUUACAACCUCUCCAGUAAUGUGAACUUUGCUGCUAAUGUGAUGUUUUUUGGAAUUUUUAUUUCACACGCCGUUGGAUUGGUUUCACCAGCAGCGCGUUCAUCUACUGAAUUCUUCCUGAAGGAAGGCACAAAAAACCUCAAACGUAUGAAGACUUUCAGAGGGCAUUGUUUCAGACUGCUGGGAUUAUGAGCAAGUUACCUCAUCGAUUUUAAUGCCAUUAUUAUGUUGUUUUUGCCUGCACUCCAUGAAUACCUCUUUUUCAAAUACUGUCACUACCGUGACCUACAACAGCCCUAAACUACGAAACAAGACUGUUACAUAAAACCCAACCUUCCAAGAGCACAAGAUUUCUUUCUUACUCAGUGAAGUUUUAGCGUAGUUUUAUUGCUGUUAAAUAUACCUAUUAAGCCAUUUUUUUGGGGGGGGGUUGUUUUUAGUUUUUUUUUGUUGGCAGUCGUCUGGGACACUGGAAGCUGAGAGGCAGCGGGUCUGUUUUAGAGUUAGCGCGACGUCGCCUUUAGCAGUUGCUGGCAUUGAUUUUAAAGUAGCGUUCACCUCGUAUGUUGCGAUCGGUAAAGACUUCCUGAGGCUUGUCACUGGUGGCGAGUUUUACCGUAUUUAUUUGGUCGGCCGUUGACUCGCAAGCGAUUUCUGGUAGGGCGUCUGAAGGUUUUAUAGAUGUUUUGUAUUUCAGUACCGGUUACGUUUCAGUAUAUUGACAAGAGCUGCAGUCGACAUGUAUUUUCUGCGGCCGCAUCAAGCUCGGCUAACUUUCAUUUCAGUCACAACUGAUGUAUUUGUGUAUCAGGAAAGUGUUGUUGUUUAUCCAGUGCACUACUCAGGUAAAUUUUUUUGUUUGUGAUUGUGACCUCUUUACAGCAAUAGUUCUCAGUAUAUAAAUCUGAAAUUUCACUCUUAAAUCGAAAGAAACACAUUUUAUUUAUAAAAUAAGACUUAUAUGUAAAUGAUGCCUUUUCAGGACCUUACAUUUUUGCAUUGUGAAGACAAGGGAUAGUUGAAAAAUGAAUUUCUCAAGUUUUUACAAACCUGUAUACAUUUCUUUGUUCUGCUGAACACAAAUGAGAUAUUUCGAGGGAUGCUUGUAACCAAGCAAAUCUGGGACACCAUUGUCUUUCAUUGUAAGAAGAAAUAGUCCUAUGGAAAUGAAUGGUGCCCCAGAUCUGUUUGGUUAUAAACUUUUUUUUAUAUGUUCCUGGCGUUUAGCAGAACAAAGAAAUAAUGCUGCCUCACGAUUAGUCGCGACUAAUCAUUUGCAGAAUAAAAGUUUUUGUUUACAUAAUAUAUGUUGGUGUACUGUAUAUAAUAAUUAUGUAUAAAUUCAAACACACACAUGCAUGUAUAUAUUUAAGAAAUAUCCGCAUGUGUAUAUAAAGUUUUAUAUUUAUAUAUAAUUUAAAUUAUAUAUAAAUAUAAAUAUUUAUUAAAUAAAUCUAUGUUUUUCUUUAAAUUAUACAUGCAUGUGUAUGUAUUUAUUUAUACAUAAUUAUUAUACACAGUACUUCAACAUAUAUUAUGUAAACAAAAACUUUUAUUCUGCAAACGAUUAAGCACUACAAAGAAAUGUAUACAGGUUUACAUAAACGAUUACACAAUGUUCUUUUUCGGUGAACUAUCCCUUUAAAUUAAGGUUGCGUUUGUUUACAUUAAUAGCUGACAUGAUCGAACAAUGUACGAUACUUUUACAGCAUCUUAAUUUCAGCAUUUACUGAUGCAUUUUUAAAAUCAAAAGCUAUCUAUAUUAGUUCAUGUUAGCUCGAAUGCAUUUACUAAAGUUAGCAAAUGCCACCUUAUUGUAAAGUGUUACUAAAAUUUGAAUGGUCCUUUAAUUUUUUUGAAAUUAGAUAGUGAAGAAGACGUUUCUAGAGGCAGUUUUCAUGAGAUUUCCCCUGAACGUGCGUGAACGGUGAAGAAAAUGAUUUCUUGCAAUAAUUUUACUGUUGCAACCGACUGAAUGUCUGUAGUUCAGUGAUCGGUGCUGUGAAACUGUUUAUUCAUCUCAUUGAACCUCUCAGUAUUGUGAACUUUGCAUUGUUCAUAAACAGGCAGCUUUCAUCGAUUUCUUUAAUGAUAAUGCUAAAACAAUCACUGAAUCGCAAGCGUCAUAUACUCAGUGAUUAGAUAUACCUCAGAUAUUGUGACCUUUUUUAUUUUAAUAAAGUAUUUUAUUCUGUUUUGUGGUAGCAAUAUAAUUUAAUAUAAGCUGCUUUUUGUGAUUUUAAAGAGAUUUUUUUGUCGUCUAAUGUUUAUUUUUAACAGAAGGUGCUCUAUUUGAUUGCCAGGUGCUCGUGCGUUUCAUGAAGUCUUUGCUCUGAAUGAAGCAUUAUAUAUAUUAGUUGUCUGACUUCAGAGUAACUCUUUCAUUAAUUUCUCUGAAGACAUGCAGGUUUUCCUCAGCAUUUGUUUGUUUGUGUGGUACAUGUAUCUUCACUUACUUCCAUCUUAGCAAUGUAUUAAGUUGGACUUCUCUAUUAUCAAAUCAGGGAUUUGAAAUGUAAUUAAAGUAUUGCAGUGCAAGUGGUGCAAAGUUAGUUUAAGCCAAACUCUGUAUUUUAUCAGGUGUUGAUGAAUGAUUCAUCUUUUAUUGUAUAUAAGUUCAUUAAAACAGUUAACCGAUGUAGUUGAAAGCAUCUUUUACCCUUAAACUUGAUAUAUUUCUGUACGUUCUACAUCAAGCCCGAAAAAGUGGUGAUGUUAUCGGACUACCCGAGUAGGUUUCCCAUCAUCCUAAGCCAUCCCGGUCCAGACGUGGAAUGGAUUUUCAUUUAGGAGAUGGAGAACUUGAUUUUGAUUUUUACUGCUGCUAAUGUAGUAAAUUACAUUGUGUUGCCCCUGUAUAUGGGUCAUUUCGGAUUCGGCUGCCAUGUUCAGUAUUUUCUUGAAUUAAACAUUAACUAUGUUUAUCAUG